CUUGAAUGGGUAUAUACAGCUUGUUUGUGAAAAAUGAAGUAACUUGCAAAUGUUCCCUGAUUCACCAAGUCUCACUUCCUCGGUCUCACUCACCUACUAAUCGAGCUCCUAUUCAUUUAGUGGAGUAGCUAUUUAGGGAAUGUCGAAACGUUACACUUGUUGGGAACUGGGUACACCGGUACAUGGAUAACGAAUACCGAUAUGACAAUCACCGAUAUCAAUCUCCCAUAACCACAAAGCACUACAGACAUUUACGAAACGAAAGAUUAGUGAAAAUUCCGAGAGUCUACGAGCGGAAAUCAAUAUCGAACUGAACAAUAAACUCAAUGCCCCCAAAAACAGGAAUUCUCCGCUGCAAUUAUUUCAAACUACAUGUGUCCACUACAGAAACUGUUCCUGUGACAUGGUGCAAUUGGUAUCUUUAUAUAGACCAGACUGUUAGGAGUUCCAGUUCCGCUCGGGGUUACGCUAUCCUCUUCCGAUAAGCUCCUGCACUCCUUCCUGUAGCUGAUAAGAUUGAUACAGUGGGGCCCCCGGAUUAGGCAAUGGACCGUUCUAGCUGAUCGAGUAGCCAUUCGUUUAUAAGCACAAGGAAAGGCCCGAGAAAUAGUUUGGCUUUUGGAAAAUUACUACUAUUAAUAGUUAUAUUGAUAACAAGCUGACAGUGUUGUUCUUAAGGACUACAGGCUAUUGCUCUUUGAGAACACGUACAGCUCCUACAGACUAAUUGCUAUUCAUUGCUUCUGCAGAUCGCCGAUUUUCAAUUUUCAGAUCCGAAAAUGACCAUCACCGCUCCAACCUACAAGGACAUUGCUGCUCGAAAAGUUGCCGAAAGGGAUGCCAAGUUCGCUACACAUUGGUUAAUUCCAGAAGACAAACUUCCCUCUGCUGACGUCAAAGAUGUGCUCCACUGGAUUGCCAAGUCUGGCUACUUGACUCCAGCUGAAAUUGAGAUUACUGAGUCUCCGGUUGCUACUAUUCUCGACAAUAUCAAGUCUCGCAAAUGGACAGCCGUAGAUGUCACUUCGGCUGUAUGCCAUAGAGCAUCUAUAGCCCACCAAUUGACCAACUGCUUGACAGAAAUCUUUUUUGAUGAAGCUUUGGAAAGAGCACUGGAGUUGGACAAAUUCCAACAGGAAACUGGUCAAGUCGUAGGUCCUUUACAUGGAUUGCCCAUUUCGCUCAAGGACAACUUCAACAUCAAGGGACAGGCCACAACCAUCGGGAUUGUGAAUUUCUGCUUCAAUCCUGAGAAAUUUGACGAGGACGCUGUGUUGGUUAAGAUGCUCCGAGCCCAAGGAGCAAUUUUCUAUGUCAAGACAAAUGUACCUGUAGCCAUGAUGAUGCCUGAGUCCACCAACCAUAUUUGGGGUAACACAACCAACCCUAUGAAUAGGUCGUUGAGUUCUGGAGGCUCUUCUGGAGGCGAGGCUGCCUUAAUCAAACUCCGAGGCUCUCCAAUUGGCAUAGGCUCUGACAUUGGAGGCUCGAUUCGUAUUCCAGCUUCAUUCCAGAACUUGUAUGCUAUCAAGCCGACGUUUGGAAGAUUCCCUACUUACGGUGCAAGAUCAGGAUUGCCGGGCCUAGAAUCUGUCAACAGUGUCAACGGACCCUUGGGUACUUCAUUAGACGACUUGGAGUUCUAUUGUAAAGCUGUCGUUGAUAGUGAACCUUGGAAUCACGACGCAAAGUGUGUGGAAAUUCCAUGGAGGGAUAUAGAAUUGCCAGAGAAGUUGAACAUAGCCAUCUGCAUUGAUGACAAGUUCAUCCGUCCUACUCCACCAAUUCGCAGAGCUGUCAGGAUCGUAGAAGAGUCGUUGAAAGCUGCUGGACAUGAUGUCAUCGAAUGGGUUCCUGAAGAUCAUUUGCGUCUCUCAGAAAUCAUUCUGGCAUUCUUUCUUAGUGAUGGAGGUAUUCAUGUCAAAGCUGAAACAGAAGCUACAGGUGAAACCAUUUUUCCUUACAUGAAACCCUACGAGAGCGCUGUAGACAUCUCAGUGUCUCAAUUGUGGAAGCUACAUGCAGAAAGAACUAAGCUCAUUAAGAAGUAUCUCGACAGAUGGAUGGCUACGGCAGAAGUUACCAAGAACGGCAAACCCAUCGACGCCAUCAUCAUGCCAGUGACGCCUUUUGCGGGCAACCCUAAUGGAAAAUUCCACAACUACGUAGGAUACACUUCUCCCUUCAACGUUUUAGACUACACUGUAGGAGUUUUCCCCGUGACUCGUGCUGAUCAGGAAUUGGAUCCAAGAGACGAGGAAAGCGCCAACUACAAUUCAGAAGACAAUGCUGUUUGGAGUGACUUCGAUCCUAGUGCCAACCAUGGGGGAGCCGCUGCGUUGCAGCUUAUUGGCAGGAAGUUCCAGGAGGAAAAGGUCAUUGCUAUGAUGAAGGUCAUUUCCGAGCUUAUCAACUAUUCUGAUUGA
Messenger RNA from Scheffersomyces stipitis CBS 6054, 2426 nucleotides. It is a transcript of the gene AMD3, whose product is annotated as putative amidase. The record is from RefSeq and is a predicted model, not a curated record. The transcript has a single exon. Lineage: Eukaryota; Fungi; Ascomycota; Pichiomycetes; Serinales; Debaryomycetaceae. The coding region runs from base 780 to 2426 and encodes 548 amino acids.